Messenger RNA from Acyrthosiphon pisum (pea aphid), 848 nucleotides. RefSeq names its product glutathione S-transferase 3-like. Gene Ontology annotation, biological process: glutathione metabolic process. Bases 81 to 848 code for a protein of 255 amino acids. The transcript is spliced from 7 exons. NCBI's taxonomy places the organism in Eukaryota, Metazoa, Arthropoda, Insecta, Hemiptera, Aphididae. Gene Ontology annotation, molecular function: glutathione transferase activity. The record is from RefSeq and is a predicted model, not a curated record.
UCUCAUUGUAUAGUUAUUGUUGGUUGCUUAAGGUUGUAGGAUUCUAUAUUGUUUAAGCACCGUAACAAUUUUCUGAAAAAAUGACUUCAACGUUAAUAAAGUAUAAUGUCAUACUUAUAUUACUAUGCAUCGGAAUCACAUUGAUUCAUAAUUCGUCAGAAGCAACAGUCAAUGAGGAUGUCAUCUUAUACUACAAUCAUCUCAGCCCGCAAUGCAGAUCCGUUUUGUUGACUCUCGGAGCUUUGGAUUUGAAUAUUACUUUAAAAUCUAUAGAUUUUUUGAAGGGUGAAAAACUUCCAGAAGAAUUCCGCGAAAUGAAUUCUCUACAAACUUUACCGGUACUAAAGGAUGAUAAGUUUGCUUUUUUUGAAAGUGAUGCAAUCAUCGUGUACUUAGUCCAACAAUACGGUGUUAAAGAUAAUUUAUUGUAUCCUUCAAAGUGCCCGACAUUUCAAUCGCUGAUCAUUCAACAACUGAUUUUUAAUAACAUCAACUUCUAUUCUGCAUUUGAAAUCCUACACACCGCAGGGAUUUCGUGUGGAAAACAGAAAACUAUAGAAGAAGUUAAUAAAAUCCAUAAAGCGCUCAAUUCUUUCGAAGAAACUCUGGGAAAAUCUGCCUGGGCAGUCGGAAAGAUAAUGACUGUGGCUGAUUUCGCUUUGGUCGCUUCCAUUUCGACCUUUGAUGCUACCGGUUUUGAUUUAACAGAGUACAAAAAAAUUCAAGAAUGGCUCAAAAAAUGCAAGGAUAUAAUGGCGGAUUAUUACGGUAGUGCUAAUCAACAAGGAAUUGAUGAAUUAAAACCUCUGUUACAAUUUGUGAAUAGAUCACAAAACAAAAGUAAAUAA